This is a messenger RNA of Microdochium trichocladiopsis, 2205 nucleotides long. RefSeq names its product DNA photolyase, FAD-binding/Cryptochrome. NCBI's taxonomy places the organism in Eukaryota, Fungi, Ascomycota, Sordariomycetes, Xylariales, Microdochiaceae. The record is from RefSeq and is a predicted model, not a curated record. Gene Ontology annotation, biological process: photoreactive repair. The transcript has 2 exons. Bases 1 to 2205 code for a protein of 734 amino acids. Gene Ontology annotation, molecular function: damaged DNA binding; FAD binding; deoxyribodipyrimidine photo-lyase activity.
AUGCCGGGCAACAACAUACUCAUAUAUCUUUUCCGGCAUGACCUGCGCGUGUCAGAUAACCCCAUCCUGCACCAUCUCAGCAGCUCGUCUGAGCACGGCUUCACGCACAUCUUGCCCUUGGUGGUUCUUGCGCCACAACACCUCGAGGUUUCGGGGUUCUUGAAAGAUGGCAAGACUUCGCCAUAUCCGCCGGCGAAGAAUGAGUUGUCCGGGUUAUGGAAAUGCGGCCCACACCGGGCCAAGUUCAUUGGAGAGUCGAUUAUGAAUCUUAGGCAUAAUAUGGACAAGGCUGGCAGUCCAUUAAUUAUUAAAGUUGGAAAGCCUUCUCAGAUUGUGGAGGAAAUACAACAACGACUCGAACAAGAGAAAAAGCAUGUGGGCGCGGUAUGGACGAUAGACGAGGAGGGCACUGAGGAAAAGGAUGAGGAGAAGAGCCUGGCAGACGUAUGUGCUAAGAACAACAUCAGCUUCAAGUUGUGGACCGACGAGAAAUACUUUAUCGACGAUCGCGAUCUGAAUUUCAAAGACCCGCAGGACUUGCCCGACGUUUUUACGACAUAUCGAAAAAUGAUGGAACCACUACGCGAGAAACCGCGAGCGCCGCUGCCACAUCUUGAGCAGUCUUCGUUACCCCAAAAUAUCGACCAAACUCUUUUGAAGAAUGUCGGCGACUCCUUCCAGAUCCCGGACUCCGAGGACGACUUCUUAGGCAGGCUUUUGGCUCCCGUCAAAGACUUCAUGCCCAAUCUUCCACCAUAUCCGGAGGGUGCCGAGACAGCGCAUCCUUUUAGCGGAGGCGAAACAGCUGGUCUAGAGCGACUGGACGCCUUGAUCAAGAAAGGACAUGCGAACACGUACAAGACCACUCGAAAUGGACUCCUUGGUGAAGAGUUUAGCACGAAGCUGUCAGCCUACCUUGCGCAAGGGUGCAUUACCGCUCGCCAGGUACAUGCGGCCCUCGUGGAGUUUGAAGAGGGCAACAACAAGGACUUUGCAACGGUUGAUGGUUAUGGAAAGGGGGAGAACGAAGGCACAAAGGGCAUCCGGUUCGAGCUGUUGUGGCGAGACUACAUGCGUCUGUGCAACCGCAAGUUCAAGCAGAGGCUUUUCUACCGCUCUGGGUUCCGGAAUGCGUACGACAACAAAUGGAAAUCGCCCCACGCCACUGACGCCAAUGGCGAGCAGAAGGAAUCCCCUGAAGCUGUCAACAACACUCUGAAACGACUGUUUGAUGGCACCACGGGAAUGGGCUUCAUCGACGCCUCCCAGCGAGAGUUGAUACACACGGGGUACACUUCGAACAGGGCCCGACAAAACGUCGCCAGCUUUCUCGCAAAGCACCUCAGCAUUGAUUGGCGAUUUGGCGCCGAGUAUUAUGAGAUGUUGCUCGUGGACUAUGACGUCUCGUCGAAUUGGGCGAACUGGCAGUAUGUGGCAGGAGUUGGAAAUGAUCCCCGAGGCGAGGCUCGCAUCUUCAACCCGGUGAAGCAAGCCUUUGACUACGACAAGGAUGGCAGCUAUGUCCGCACCUGGGUUCCCGAGGUCCAAAAGCUUGAGCAGCUGGAAAACGUCUUUCAAGCCUGGACCACACCUAAGGAGGACUGGGAUCGCUUUGGUCUGACGGGCUUGCAAAUGGCCGAGGACCCCGUUUUAAAGAUCAAUUUCUCAGUAGAGGGAAAGCCCAAGAACAACCGCCGACCUUUCAAUCGUCGCCGUGGCCAGGGGCGUGGAGGCGGGAAUGGCGGCAGCGGUGGUGGCGGUAACGGAGGUGGCAGCAACGCCAAUGGCCACGCCAGUGGGGGUGCCUCUGUGAAUGGGCAUUCACCAAAGCCGCAGUCCCAACCAGGCAAGCAGUCCCCGCAGCAGUCGUCUCGCCACAACGAAAAGCCACCAUAUUCCGCCCCCCCAUAUUCAUACCACGGCCCGGACCAACAACCAUACUAUCAAACACAAUUCGUCGGCCAGGGCAUGCUGCCUCCAAAUUACGGCCCGCAGCGCAGCUAUGUUCCGUAUUAUGGCAACGGUGACGAGAGGGGUGGCUACUACGCUGGCAUGCGUGGUGGCGGGAGGACAUAUAGAGGCCGAGGAAGUGGUUAUGGGGCUCACCCGUAUCGCGAGAACUACUAUGGGCCACCGGCUCAGAUGCCGCCGUGGCAGAGUCCGUACGGUUACAACGACACGCAGAUGCCGAUGCCUCCGUGGUGA